Messenger RNA from Serendipita indica DSM 11827, 1260 nucleotides. The record is from the annotation of a GenBank genome assembly. NCBI's taxonomy places the organism in Eukaryota, Fungi, Basidiomycota, Agaricomycetes, Sebacinales, Serendipitaceae.
AUGACUGAAACCACUACGAUGCAGUCGUAUUCGCCUGUAAAUCCUAUGCCUACACCGCAAAAUGAUCCGUUCAUGGACCCGCUACCUUCAAGUAAUGGCCCAGGCGCCAAUCUCGCUGGUAUCGGGGCAGGUGCUGCGGCCCAGCAUGGCUUGCAAUAUGUCCAACCGUCUCCGUCCAGUGUACCAUCUGCUGGACCGUUGAACAUGGGUCCUUAUCUCCCGAAUCCGUAUUCAACGGGCGCAUCGUCCGGUUCGCAUCCGUCGAGUCUCAUGCCCGGAAGCGCAAGUGACAACGGAAGUACGAAUGGACUUGUGCCAACUGGGCUAGUCCAAACACGCGUCGGACAGUUUGGCAGACCAUCACCACCACUUCCCAACAGCCAAUCGCAGCCGCCGACUUUGGGUCAGCUUCAGAAUCAACAAUAUCAGCAGCAUCAGAUGCAAAUUCAACAAUCGACUGGGGCUUCUAGCACGCCAAUUCAUGCAAUGAUGACCCAGAAUCGCCCUCAGCAACCGACAAUGAACCAAGUUGGCAUGGGUGGCAGAGCCUAUGGUUUGCCUCCACGACCCGUUCCGCAAACUCAGUCUCCUGCACCGGUGAAUACUGGGUACUAUCAGAAUCAACAAAUGCAACAGCCGAUCAUGCAUCCCCCUAGCCGCUCGGGAUCGCUCAACGUCGCUGGUUUCAACGCACCAAUGGUUCAUCAAGAGGUUCAGCAGCAACAGGUCUCCGAGCUCAAGUUCUACAACCGAGAGGACCCGUAUUACGAGUUUACCAAUUUCUCUCCCGACAAGGUGGUCUACCUUGGGAGAGAAUACCCGACUUCUGAGCACGCUUUCCAGGCUCAAAAGUUCCUUGUAAACCGCCCAGGAUUGGCAGAGCAUAUCAGGACAUUUUCGGAUCGUCCACGUGACGCAUUUGAAGAAGCACGAAGAUUCCAACCAGAAUGGAGACCGGAUUGGCAUUCGGUCAAAAUUCAGAAGAUGGACGAGAUUCUGCGCGAAAAGUUUACACAGAAUCCACGACUACGGCAGAUGCUUGUCAAUACAGGUACUUUAAAGCUCAUCGAGGAUUCGCCCUACGAUCCAUUUUGGGGAGUGGGCAGGGAUGGUAACGGCGAGAACCAACUCGGUCUCGCGUUGAUGCGAUUAAGAGCCGCUUUACAGCAGGAGGAUACAGCAGCUCAGCAAGCAAAUAGACAUGCAGAGGCUAUGCACGCCGAAGUCGGACAAGCGAUGAUGCCGACGAUGCCAUACUAA